AUUAAUACUUUUGGUGUUUUGAACAUUCAAAAUUAUUUCUUCGCAAAGUUACUGAUUAAUUAAAUUUUUUUGGAAUGAUAAGUUUAUAAAUUAUAUACUUGAAUUAAUUUAUUAAGUGAAUCACUUAGUUAAGAUCUCUUAAAAUGGAAAACGCAAAUAUCGGCCAACGUUCAUCUUCCUACAGUCAAGAAUCAUCUGAACCGAAACACUGUUGGGUUUGUUUUGGUACUGAUGAAGAUGAUUAUGAAAGUAACAGAGAUUGGGUGUCACCAUGUAAAUGUCGCGGUUCUACACGAUGGGUUCAUCAGAACUGUGUUCAACGUUGGGUCGAUGAAAAAUUGAAAGAAAAUCUUAGUGUUAAAGCUCAUUGCCCUCAAUGCCAUACACAAUAUAUUAUUGUAUAUGAUGAAGUCAAUUACUUUGUUCGCAUGUUAAACAAACUUGAUAAAACAGCUAAUCAGCUAUGUCCUUUUUUGGCAGCUGGUGUUGUCGUCAGUACUCUUUAUUGGUCUGCAGCUUCAUAUGGAGCAAUAACCAUGAUGCAGGUAAUGGGUGAAAGAGAAGCUAUAACAAUGAUGGAGAAUACAGAUUCAUAUAUGUUGCUCUUGGUAUUACCAUCAAUACCACUCAGUCUAAUUUUAUGCAAAACUAUCAAUUGGGAAGAAACCUUACUGUUAUUUGUACAAAGAUUUACUUCACAACUACCCUUAUUAAGAACCAUUAUGCCUUCAUUUUUGUGUGAACCUGUUAAUAGUUCAACUAGUACAGUCCAAUUCAAUUCAGUCGUUAAUCCAACAACUACUCUUUGCGCAGCACUUUUAUUGCCAACUACUGCCACCGUUGUUGGAAAUUUAUUAUUUGACAAUAGUUCAUAUUCAUACUUACAAAAAACAAUAUUGGGAGGGCUUGUAUAUAUUGCAGUAAAAGGUGUAUUCAGAAUAUAUCAAAGACAACACAAUGUUAUUAAAGAAAGAACACGUAAAGUCAUUGACUAUCCUGAAACUGAUGCUGAAGAAAAUACUUAAAAUCUGUACCAUAAUCUAAUACUUGUUAACAUCACCUGAAGAAUUUUAAUAUCUUAAUACAAUAAUCAUAAUAAAACAUCUUAAUAUUGUAUAUAAAUAUGUAAACAUAUUAUUAAAAAAAAAAUUAAUUAUA
This is a messenger RNA of Rhopalosiphum maidis (corn leaf aphid), 1158 nucleotides long. Its product is annotated as E3 ubiquitin-protein ligase MARCH5-like. NCBI's taxonomy places the organism in Eukaryota, Metazoa, Arthropoda, Insecta, Hemiptera, Aphididae. Gene Ontology annotation, molecular function: zinc ion binding. The record is from RefSeq and is a predicted model, not a curated record. The transcript has 7 exons. Bases 144 to 1025 code for a protein of 293 amino acids.